Molecule: messenger RNA, 2380 nt
Organism: Hordeum vulgare subsp. vulgare (domesticated barley)
Lineage: Eukaryota; Viridiplantae; Streptophyta; Magnoliopsida; Poales; Poaceae
Exons: 2
Coding region: 140-1027 (295 amino acids)
Molecular function (GO): nucleic acid binding; zinc ion binding
Source: RefSeq, a predicted model, not a curated record
CCUCUUCAGCCAUUUCUGGAGCUCUCCUAGGGUUUCCGCUCCUAGGUUUUCAUCUACAUUCGGCUGGUGGGAAGGAAAAGUGGGAGGGGAUCAGCGGUCCUUCGCGCAGGUGGCUGCUUCGCCUCCGCGGGCGCAGUCCAUGGCGGGGCGCGAUGGAGGCAACCAUUUCAAUCGAGGAGAUGGGGCGGCGGAAGGGAGAUUCAGGCGUGGUGGGGGUCGAUCUGAGCGCGGCGGUGCUCGCGAGCGUGGUGGUGGCGGCGAGGGCCGCAACUUGGUGUGGAUGCGCGACAACGACGAAGGCGGCUCCUCCAACGUUGAUCCACGCCAUGGGUCGUCCGACAAGGCGAGGUGGGAUGUAGAUGCGAUGGAGCAAGGAGGUGAGCGUGGAUCUGAGAAGUGGGGCGACAACAACAAUAUCGUGAUUGCUGGAGCAGCAGGCGGAAAGCAACCACAAGCUCAAGACCGUCGUCAUCCCACUCCUGGCAAGAGGAACGCCGCCCCACUAGUGGGUGGUGCUGAGGUUUGCGUUACUUGCAAGGAUCCAGGUCAUUUACCUGCGUUCUGUCCUCGUGCUGUGUGUGGUAGAUGUGGGAAUCAUGGUCAUUUGGCCUCAGUUUGCAACACGGUGCUUCCUUGGGAGUGUGUGGCUCCGAUGUGUGGAUUCCAGGCUAGAGGGAAAGGUUUUUUCUAUAUUCAUGAUCAUAGCACUCCGAACCAGAACACUGAUAGGAAUCGGUUCAUAGUCAUAUCUGUGGUUGAGGGGCAAGCAUCUGGUAGGCAGUUGGAGGAGUUUUUCAAUGCUUAUAUAAACACAAACUGGAGAUGUUCUGCUAGAUCUAUCGGGCCAAAAACUUUUGUGAUGAGAUUUCCAUCACCUAGGGAUGUUGAUAAAGCUUGUUUUGCUGAGAGCAUGAAUGUGAAGAGCUCUGGGGCUGUUAUUAAUUUGAGGAAGUGGUCAGAAUCUAUGGGAGCUAAGGGUAUACUUAACAUUGCUUGGGUCAAUGUUAGUAAUACCCCCCCUAGAUAAAAGACAUGAAAAAAACAUUGCAUAUGUGGGUUCCUUGGUUGGUGUCACUUUGGAAAUAGAUAAAGCUACUAUAAACAGACCUGAAUCAGUCAGGAUUAAGUUGGGUUGUAGAGAUGCUGAAAAUAUUCCUACAUCUGCUGAAGGAGUUUUGGGGGAUCAGUUUUAUGAUUUCUUCUUCUCUGUGGAUAAGAUCCUUGUGAAAAAUGCUCGUAAGGAAAAAAUUAAUGUGCAAAUGGAGGCUGAUGGGGGAAAUUCUCCUAAAAGAACUAAGUUUAAUGAGAAUAUUAGACCUGAUGGGCAGAAUAUUUCUUCAUCUACUAUGGGGAAGUCUUCGGCUCCCUCUGGCAUGUCUGGAGGAAAAAAUAUGAUGAGUGUGAGGUUGGACACUAUUCAAGAAAAAGUUGAUAUAGUACAGAAUCAGGAAAAAAUUGAGGAAACACAAUCUGAUGAGGAAAGUGAGGAUGUGGAUAAUGUGCUGCUCAUAGAUUCUAUGGCUGCUGAAGCAGAAAAAAGCCAUAUGAAAGAGAUUGAAAAACAGUCUACUGUGGGUACCUCCUUUGAGAAAAUUGUGGUGAACUCUAUGUAGAUUGUUCCCAAUCCUGUGGUUCACAAAAAAUUCUCCUAUUACUUGGAUGCUUGUAUGGUAGAACCAACAGUUACUGAGAUGAAAAAUGAUGAUAAGAACUAUCAGAAGGAAGAUCAAGCUUACUUUGUGCAAUCUCCUGGGGGAUCCUGUGAAGAUGUGGAUGUUGUGCCUACUCCUCCUGUUCUGGAAGAAGUGCAGGCCAGAUUCAGCAAAAGGACUGUUGGAAUCAAUAUGGAACAUGUUUGUGCCAGGGCAGAGAAGAUGACAAAAAAGAGGAAUCUACAAGGGUUGCAGAAGCCGGACAUGGCUGAGGUGAUGAAAAAGGUGCUGAGAUGCUGAAAGCAAAUGCUUCGCAGAUGUUGCUGCUUUGUGGGCCUCCAAUGCCAGAUACCAGCAAGCAGGACGAGGGGGACGACAACUGGUACGAAUGGUGAUGCACUCAGGGUGUGAAAUUCUGGUGAUGUGGUGUUUAUCCCUAAUUCGGCCCUGCGUGGCAUGUCGUAGUUCUAGCGUCUUUCUGGUUCAUGUAUUGGUCGAACUGAUCGUGGUACUGGAUGUUGCUCUAUCCUCCUUAGAGUCGUGGCGGGGUUUUGGGUGAUGCUAGGUUUUCGCCCCAUAGCCUUGUGUUCCUGAUGACAGGCGCAAGGCGGUGGGUUUCCUAGCAUUGCUCUGAGCUCGCUUCUCUCUCUUUCCCUUCUUCUCUCUGGUCUCGAAACAAAUCAAUGUAUUUCCGUUAUGCAUUUAAUGGAAAGGGGAGAAGCCCGGUU